UCUGUCAGCCCCGCCUUCUCUUCCUUGUAGAGGACGGGGCAUGAGUGGCUCCUCCCUGUCACAGCCGGGGUGCUGACUGAGCACUGGAUCUUGCUCCUGGGCUUGCGGUUCCCCGGUCCGGAACACACUGACGGCUGUCCCUGUUCCCUCCAGGACGGCUGUUCUCAGCGAAGGGCCUUGCACGCGCUCCUGAGCAGCGGCCAUGGGCCUGCUGGCCUUCCUGAAGACGCAGUUUGCGGUGCACCUGCUCAUCGGCUUUGUGUUCGUGGUGAGCGGACUGGCCAUCAACUGUGCCCAGCUCUGCAUGCUGGCGCUCUGGCCCCUCAGCAAGCAGCUGUACCGCCGCGUCAACUGCCGCCUCGCCUACUCGCUCUGGAGCCAGUUGGUCAUGCUUCUGGAGUGGUGGUCAUGCACAGAGUGUACUCUAUUCACGGACCAGGCUACGGUGGACCGCUUCGGGAAAGAGCACGCGGUGAUCAUCCUUAACCACAACUUCGAAAUCGACUUCCUUUGUGGGUGGACCAUGUGUGAGCGGUUUGGCGUGCUGGGGAGCUCCAAAGUGCUCGCUAAGAAGGAGCUGCUCUAUGUGCCCCUCAUCGGCUGGACGUGGUACUUUCUUGAGAUCGUGUUCUGUAAACGGAAGUGGGAGGAAGACCGGGACACUGUCAUCGCAGGGCUGAAACGCUUGUCUGACUACCCUGAGUACAUGUGGUUCCUCCUGUACUGUGAGGGCACUCGCUUCACGGAGACCAAGCACCGAGUCAGCAUGGAGGUGGCGGCCUCCAAGGGGCUGCCCCCGCUCAAGUACCACCUGCUGCCACGGACCAAGGGCUUCACCACAGCAGUCCAGUGCCUCCGGGGGACAGUCACAGCUGUCUAUGACGUAACCCUGAACUUCAGAGGAAACAAGAACCCAUCUCUGCUGGGGAUCCUCUAUGGGAAGAAGUAUGAGGCGGACAUGUGCGUGAGGAGAUUUCCUCUGGAAGAAAUCCCCCUGGAUGAGAAGGAAGCCGCUCAGUGGCUCCACAAGCUCUACCAGGAGAAGGACGCACUGCAGGAGAUGUACAACCAGAAGGGCGAGUUUCCAGGGGAGCAGUUUAAACCCGCCAGAAGGCCGUGGACCCUUCUGAAUUUCCUCUGCUGGGCCACCAUCCUCCUCUCUCCUCUCUUCAGUUUUGUCUUGGGUGUCUUUGCAAGUGGAUCCCCUCUCCUGAUCCUGACGUUCCUGGGGUUUGUGGGAGCAGCUUCCUUUGGAGUUCGCAGACUGAUAGGAGUAACUGAAAUAGAAAAAGGCUCCAGCUAUGGAAACCAAGAAUUUAAGAAAAAGGAAUAAUUAAUGCUGUGAUUGAACACACGUAACCUGACGGUGGUAUCCUAUUAACUCAAUUAAAAACAGAAAACACACAGAGCGGAGGAAAAAAGACACUUAGAAACUAUUUUUCUUAUUAACUGGUGACUAAUAUUAACAAAUAAAACUUGAGCCAAGAGUGAGAACUCGGAAAGCCAGAUGAGUAUGGUCAGCUUCCCCAGCCAGGCCUGGCAUCCUCCGUGCGGCGGGUGGCGGCCUCAGUCUCAAGAACCCACUUCCAAGAAAAGCCUUUGGCUGCUUUCUCUCCGGAAACCUAGAUGGAGUUUUUUGGUUUUUAUCAGUUAUUUUGGGAAUUUAACUUGUCCCCUCACCUCUUCCCCUGCACCCCAAAAAAACUGUUCAUGAAUUUCUGCUGUCCUCCUGGGAACGCACUGGCUGGGCCCGGGGGGGCUCACUCGCCUGCUCCGCUAGGCACGGCCCUCGGCUUCUAGAUCCAGGGCCAUGCAGAGCGCCCCCUAGCGAUAAGCACACACCGAAUGUAAAUCAGAUUGACUUUCAGAUUGCCUCCCCUGCCCCGCGCCGAGCUGGCUGAAGUCCCGCCCCUGUGUUGUCUUCUGUAGGGCUGUUUGCCCUUGGCCUGGCGUGUAGGCCCUGGGUAUAAACACCUUCAGGCCAUUUCUAGCGUGGGAAGGCCCCUGAGCACUGGAGGAGUGUGGGGUGUCCAGGCGCAGCCCCUUUGCCCCUCUCUUCUCCGUGGGCUUCGGAUUCCAGGGUGCCAGGCAGGGAGGGCUGCACUGGGCCAUCCCCAGCAAACCAGGAGCCCUGCAGGACAGCUGGAGCACUGUUUAAGAAGGGAUGUCACCGUCAAACCUCUUUCUUUUCGAGGUAGUUGGAGAUGGUUAGUGCGAGCCUGUUGGCUUUACAGAUUUUACUUUUAUUAGCUGAUCUCUUGUUGGGUCUCAAUUUCCUGCAGGACCUUAGAUGUGUGUGAGUGGGGGGGGGCUGUCAGCCCAGCCACCCCCAUGAGUGCCCCGCUCAUGAGUGACACAGAAGUGCUUGUGCUCACACUGAGGUCCCUGUGGCCCACGGCCCAGAUAGAAGUUUCCAAGGCACAUUUAAUGCCUGGCUGGGCCCACAGGCUUAGGAGGAAAGUCUCUUCCAAAUUCCCCUGAGGCCCAGCACUUCCUUGGCUCAGCAUAGUCAUAGCACCCUCAGCCCACCUGCAUUUGGCUUUUUCCUCAACUUUCAACUCACCUGUUUAAAGUCACACUCCUCCCAUCUUUUUUUAGCAAGGGGAAAAAUAAAAAAAAUGGAUAUCUCUGCUAUAUUGUAGCCAACAUUCUGAAUAGAGGGAGGUUGAGUUUUUGAGGAAAAAACUGAGGGAAGUAUAAACUAACCUGAGAGGGUAAUUACAUUGGCCUCAGUGUUUGGGGAAAUCUGUCAGCUCAUUUUCUUUAUAAAGCAAACACUGCUUGGCUGAGUCUGCCCUGCUAUGGAGGUGGGCGUGACACAGGGGAGUGGGCACCAAGCAGGACAGAACAAAACCCCUGAAACCACUUUGGUCUGAGCGUGUCCUUCCCCCCCAUCUGAAACCUGCCCUGCAGCCUGGCCUCCAGCAGUGGCAGUGCUGGGCACAGGGUGCCGGGGAGCUGCCCCCCAGGGUUUCCUGGCUCCUGCAGCAUGCUGCUCCUCUGUCUGUGUCACUCACUAAUUCACUAACACCUACAAAAUCUUAAAGGAAAAAGUUGAAGGGUACUACUGUGCAUAUUCUGAGACCUGGAAAUGCAAAUUUAGACCUUUGCCAUUUGAUUGAUAGUUCUUGCUUCCAAGAGACGCCCCCUCCCUUUGGCAUUCAUAUACAAUGGGUUGAUUCUGUGCUGGGUCAGUGCGGCUUCCCGCGGAGAGGCCAAGGGUAGACCUGGUGGCGGCCACAAGCACAGGUUUAAUCUCCCUUUUCCUUCCAAUCUAAAAGCUUAGCUUGUGUGUCUGAACACUGAGCCUUUGAGAGCAAUAAAAACUGCACCAUGAA
Otolemur garnettii (small-eared galago) is the source of this 3338-nucleotide messenger RNA. RefSeq names its product 1-acylglycerol-3-phosphate O-acyltransferase 3 (gene AGPAT3). The record is from RefSeq and is a predicted model, not a curated record. Gene Ontology annotation, molecular function: 1-acylglycerol-3-phosphate O-acyltransferase activity. Gene Ontology annotation, cellular component: endomembrane system; endoplasmic reticulum. NCBI's taxonomy places the organism in Eukaryota, Metazoa, Chordata, Mammalia, Primates, Galagidae. The transcript has 8 exons. Bases 203 to 1333 code for a protein of 376 amino acids.